Molecule: messenger RNA, 2669 nt
Organism: Cynoglossus semilaevis (tongue sole)
Lineage: Eukaryota; Metazoa; Chordata; Actinopteri; Pleuronectiformes; Cynoglossidae
Gene: grk7a
Product: G protein-coupled receptor kinase 7a
Exons: 4
Coding region: 314-1990 (558 amino acids)
Biological process (GO): protein phosphorylation; signal transduction; regulation of signal transduction
Cellular component (GO): cytoplasm
Molecular function (GO): ATP binding; rhodopsin kinase activity
Source: RefSeq, a predicted model, not a curated record
GCAAAUAUAGAGGGCCCCAAAGCCUCUUAGGAUAGAGCCCUCUUAUGAUUCCCUUUACGUGCACAGCAUCCACGAAUAGGCCACACAAAGAUCCUUAAGCCAAAAUCCCUCCUCGGCAUUUAAUUCUAAAGGAGUAAUUACUGGGUGUGUCAGUGUGUCUUAGGUUUGCAGGUAGGUUGGGUGAAGGGUUUGAAACAGAUUGCACAUUCACCUGGACGCACACACGUUUUGAAGGACGCUGUGCCAACCGUAAGAGGGUAACCCAAGAAGAUCCCAGUACCGCAGAGGGGACAGGCAACAUACAGCCGCCAAGAUGUGUGACAUGGGGGGACUGGAUAACCUGGUGGCCAACACGGCCUACCUAAAAGCCCAGGGCGGUGACGACAAGGAGAUGAAAAAGAGACGCCGCAGCCUGUCUCUCCCCAAAGGUGAACAGUGUACCUCAGUGAGAGCUUCCGUCGAUAAGGACUUCACAUCACUUUGUGAACGGCAGCCUAUUGGCAAAAAGUUCUUCCGUCAGUACCUGGCAAGUAAUCCUUCAUUCAAACUGGCUGUUGAUUUCCUGGAUGAUCUAAAUGAUUGGGAUCUGGCUGAAAGUGCCACCAAGGACAAAGCCCGUCAGAACAUCCUCAACAAGUACUGCAAGGCUGACUCCAAGUCCUUCCUCUCCUUUCUCACCGGGGAGGCUGCUGAUAAAUGCAAGUCGGUGACAGAUGCCACUUUUGAGGAAGUGAUGAAAAGCAAAAUCCAGGAAGGUGUAAGAGAAUAUUUAAUGGCCAAGCCCUUCACAGAUUACCAAGCCAGCCCGUUCUUUGAUAAGUUCCUCCAGUGGAAAGAGUUCGAGAAACAGCCCAUCAGUGACAAAUACUUCUAUGAGUUCCGAACACUGGGAAAAGGUGGCUUUGGAGAGGUGUGUGCUGUGCAGGUGAAGAACACCGGGCAGAUGUACGCCUGUAAAAAGUUGGAUAAACUGCGACUGAAGAAGAAAGGCGGUGAAAAGAUGGCCCUCCUGGAGAAGAAGAUCCUGGAGAAGGUCAACAGCCUGUUUCUGGUCAACCUGGCCUAUGCUUACGACAGCAAGACCCACCUGUGCCUUGUCAUGACCCUGAUGAAUGGAGGAGACCUCAAGUUCCAUAUUUACAACAUAGGCUACGAUGGAAAGGGUGUGGACAAGGGCAUCGAGAUGAAACGCAUCAUCCACUACACGGCCCAGAUCACCACUGGAAUCCUGCAUCUCCACGAAAUGGACAUCGUAUACCGUGAUAUGAAGCCAGAGAACGUGCUGCUGGACAGCAAGGGCCAGUGCCGACUUUCAGAUUUGGGUCUAGCCAUUGAGAUUGCUCCGGGGAAGACUGUCACUCAAAUGGCUGGUACUGGUGCGUACAUGGCUCCAGAACUCCUGACCAAAACUCCAUACAGGACGUCUGUGGACUGGUGGGCCUUGGGCUGCAGUAUCUAUGAGAUGGUGGCUGGAUACACACCAUUCAAGGGCCCUGAGGCCAAGAAAGAGAAGGUGGAGAAGGAAGAGGUGCAGCGUCGCAUUAUCAAUGAAGAGCCAAAGUGGGAGCACAGGUGCUUCGAUGCUCAGACCAAGGACAUUAUUCAACAGUUCCUGAAGAAGAAGAUAGAUGAGCGUCUGGGCAUUAAGAACAAUAUGGAGGAUCCCAGGAAGCAUCCCUGGUUCAAGAGCAUCAACUUCCCUCGCUUGGAGGCUGGGUUAGUGGAUCCUCCUUGGACCCCCAAGCCCAACGUUGUCUACGCCAAGGACACCGGCGACAUUGCGGAGUUCUCAGACAUCAAGGGGAUCGUGUUGGAUGCCAAGGAUGACAAGUUUUUCAAAGAGUUUAGCACAGGUGCCGUGGCUAUCCAGUGGCAGCAGGAAAUGAUAGAAACUGGUCUGUUCGAUGAGCUCAACGACCCCAACAGAAAAGAAGGCGGAGGAGGUGAUGCCGAUGAUGAAAAGAAGUCCGGGACAUGUACAGUGCUGUGAGCAACCACCAUGGUUUUACAUGUCACAUUAUUGUUGUAACAAAACACUCGGUUAUUUUUAUCAAAGUCAGGAAACAGUUUGUGUCAAUGACGGUUAACGCUUCAUGAAAACGGUGAGCAAGGCAUCUUCGGUGAUCAUCUUGAUCUGGCCUUGGAAACAGGGCUCAGGGUUUGUAAAAAAAAUACAUGGCUUUUUAUCCAAGGUUUGGUCAGAAAUGAUAAUUAAGAUGAGUUUUCUGUGUUCUUUCAGAGCAUCGUCUCUCUCUGGUUCACAGUUCUUCUUGGACUGUCUCUAAUUGCAUGUUCAGACUUGCGACAUCUUGACCCUAAGUAGCCUAAGUAAUUUCACGCGCUCUGCGUUAGGAGACUGCUACGAAACGGUGAAGUUUGCAGUGUAAAAUUAAGCGCUCAUCUUAGCACUUUCAUUUGGAUGUUCUGCUGUUUGUCAACGUCCAAACAUGCUUUUUAAACACACUCGGCAGAAGUUGUUGUAGUUUUAUCAUCACGGUCAGUGACGAUGCUAAUCCUCACACAUAAGUCAGAUCAUCCAUUUACAACUAAAUACACCUUUGCUAGUUAUUUUUUAAUGUAAAUGAUCAGCUGUUGCAAAUGUUUAUAUUGUAUGUACAUAUAUAAAUAUAUAUAAUGGAAAUAAUAUGCACAGAGAUGAGGUAAAAGUA